CUACCACCUCUCUCUCUCUCUCUCACAGACACACACACACACACACAGUUCGAGACUGAGUGAGUGGAAGGAACAAGAGAAGCAACGAACAAAAUCGCGAAUGGCGAUCGCCGCCACGUUCAAUCCGUCGACACUCUAUAUCGGUUUCUCAAAGCUCAAUUACCAGUGUUCAUCCUACGCCUCUCCUUUUAUUGCCCGUCCCAUCGCCACCACCGCAUCCGUCUCCAGCUUCCCGCUGACAUGGAAGGCGAAGCGGAGUCGGAAGCCUAUGGUUGUACUCGUCUCGUCCGGUGACGGUACCGGUGGUCGAAAUGGCGGGAAUUAUGGUGGCGGUGGUGGCGGAGGAGGUGGUCAUGGCGGAGGAGGAGGAGAUGCCGGAGACAAGAACAAAACAGAGGCGCUUCUGGCGCUGGCGGAAAUUGGGAGGUCUUUAGAUAGUAUUCCCUCGGAUCUGGCAGCGGCGAUUGACGCUGGAAGGAUUCCGGGGGAGAUUGUAUACCGUUUCUUUGAGUUGGAGAAGUCGCCGGUUUUCCGGUGGUUGCUUAAGUUUGGGGGAUUUAAGGAACGAUUGUUGGCCGAUGACCUCUUCCUGGCUAAGGUCUCCAUGGAAUGUGGCGUUGGAAUUUUCACUAAGACUGCUGCAGAGUAUGAACGACGUAGGGAGAAAUUUGUCAAGGAGCUGGAUUUUGUUUUUGCUGACGUGGUAAUGGCCAUAAUUGCAGAUUUUAUGCUUGUUUGGCUUCCUGCUCCUACAGUUUCUCUUCGGCCACCUCUUGCAGUCAGUGCUGGAUCUAUUGCAAAGUUCUUCCACAAUUGUCCUGAUAAUGCCUUUCAGGUAGCAUUGGCUGGAACAUCCUACUCAUUUUUACAGAGAAUAGGAGCCAUAGUGCGUAAUGGAGCCAAGCUUUUUGCAGUUGGAACCAGUGCAUCUCUGGUUGGAACAGGUAUAACAAAUGCCUUGAUAAAUGCAAGAAAGGCAAUUGACAAGUCUUUUGCUGGCGAAGCUGAGGAUGUCCCUAUAUUAUCAACUAGUGUUGCCUAUGGUGUCUAUAUGGCUGUUUCUAGCAACCUUAGGUACCAAGUACUGGCUGGUGUUAUUGAACAACGAAUUUUGGAACCCUUUUUACACCAUCAAAAGCUUAUAUUGAGUGCAAUCUGCUUUGCUGUCCGGACAGGCAACACAUUCUUGGGGUCAUUGCUGUGGGUGGAUUAUGCUCGUUGGGUGGGAAUUCAAAAAAUGCGAGAGUAAAUGAAGCAAAACAUAAAGCAUAGAUCUCAUUGCUUUGUGUCAUUAUUUAAGCUUGCAAUUUUCGUUUCUUUUAUUUUUUCUUUUUCUCCAUUGGAUGUUGGCUAUUGCUGAAAUUUAAUAAGAGGUAAAGGGAAAAAUAUCUUCCAUGCAUCUGAAUUUCAUAAAGAAAAUGAUACACUAUGCUUCUAGCUUUGAGCAUUUAAUUGUUGCAUAAAUUAGGUUAAAGGAAUAAAUCUUUGGGUCAUGGAUAUUGGAAGAA
Messenger RNA from Nelumbo nucifera (sacred lotus), 1508 nucleotides. Its product is annotated as protein RETICULATA-RELATED 4, chloroplastic-like. The record is from RefSeq and is a predicted model, not a curated record. NCBI's taxonomy places the organism in Eukaryota, Viridiplantae, Streptophyta, Magnoliopsida, Proteales, Nelumbonaceae.